GCGCACGCCGGGGCUUGUGGUUCGCCGCGGCGCGGCACCCGGGGCCGGAGCGGGGGCGCGGGACUACAGCUCCCGGCAGCCCCCGCGCCGCAGCCCGUCCCGGGCGGCUCUGGUGUGUGCGGGGAGCAGCGGGGCUGCGCGACGGGUGAGAUGCGCGCGAAGCGGUUCCGGCACGGGGGUAGCCGGCAUCUGGCGGGACCGCAGCAUUCAUCUCUAUCGUGGUCAGUGUGUUCUUUGAGGUAGAAGCUGUCUUCGCUGGAUGUCUAGCAGCUCUCGAGUCCUUGCAAAGAAUAAUUUGUAGAUAACUAUGCUGAAAAUCUAAGUAGGUUCCAGUUUGUUCUCUCUUCUGGAGCCCCUAUUAAGAACUUCUGUCACAGAACCAAGAGCUAGUUUUCCUUCCAAUAUUACUAUUCUUGUAACUCUGUUUCUACAUUUACCUUUUGAAGUUGCAGUGGAGGUGUUUUACUCGGGUCCAGAUAAAGCUGCUCAGCACCAUUAAAAACUCAAAGCAGAGUACAACAUUUCAAAAUGCUGGAGAUUAUCUGGCUGAACCUAGAGAUUACAUUUAAUGUGAUUGUGUCUUCAAAAAUUUUGCUCCUGCAUUUCAUGAGAUAAAAUAUUUUACAAAAAUGAGAAGUUGGAGAUCAGUGAAGGUAUAUGUUAAACUUGGCCUGUGAAUUCAGAGAAGAAUUUCUGGAGGAGGAAUAGAUUCAUCAUAUACCUGGAUUUUUUUUUUUUUUUUUUUUUUUAAAUUCUGGAAGGAUAUCUACAUGAAGAUAAGCCUGUGUAUAAGAUAUCGUCUAUGGAGUUAGGUGAAAGAGGAUAUUUCUAAUGAGUUACCAACAUUUAUUUCUAUUUGAGAUCAGACCUUUCUUUUUUUUUUUUUUUUUUUUUUUUUUUUUUUUUUUUUGAUAGAAAUGAAGGACCAGUAUGAAAAAACAGAGCUGAUGUAUUUUUCUGAGGCCUUUAUGUAAGCCUCUACUGCCUGGAUCUGAUGCUAAAGGAAAGGCAAUCUGCUUUUGAUCAGCUGAUUGUAACUGUAGAAAGAGAACCUUUAAUUUAAAGCAACUUCCAGCUGAAAUUAUUUUACUCUUUGGCUUGCACAGAAUGAAGGGGAAAAUUAUGGUCAGGAGCCUUUUACUGAACUAAGAAAGGGAAAGUUAGAUUAUCUUUUUUGAUGAUCUUUUUAUUUCAAACCAAGAACUGACAAAAUAUUUUUUGUUAAAAUUUGACUACUAGAGAGAUCUCAGCAUUUUAAAACAAGUCAGAUGUCAGCAAACGACUCUUCUCCUCCAUCCUUACAGAAGUUUUCCCCACCUACAUGUCAUGCUGCUGCACCACAAACCCCAACUUUGUCUUCAAGUCCCCAGUCAGGGCUCUCCAGUCGACUCUCCAAUGGCAGUUUCAGUACACAGAGCCUCACCAACUCCAGGGGCUCUAUGCAUGGGGUCUCAUUCCUUCUGCAGAUCGGUCUCACUCGAGAGACUGUCACCAUUGAAGCUCAGGACUUGUCCCUCUCUGCUGUUAAAGAUCUCGUGUGCUCUAUAGUUUACCAGAAGUUCCCAGAGUGUGGGUUUUUUGGCAUGUAUGACAAAAUUCUCCUCUUCCGUCAUGACCUGAACUCAGAUAAUAUUUUGCAACGGAUCACAUCAGCAGAAGAGAUACACGAGGGAGAUCUUGUUGAGGUUGUUCUCUCUGCUUUGGCUACAGUUGAAGAUUUCCAGAUUCGUCCUCAUGCACUUUAUGUGCAUUCCUACAAGGCUCCUACUUUUUGUGACUACUGUGGAGAGAUGCUUUGGGGUUUGGUACGACAAGGAUUAAAAUGUGAAGGUUGUGGAUUAAACUACCAUAAGAGAUGUGCCUUCAAGAUCCCUAAUAACUGUAGUGGAGUGAGAAAGAGACGUUUGUCUAACGUGUCUUUACCAGGAGCAGGGCUUUCAGUUCCAAGACCAGUGCAAGCUGAAUAUACAGCCUCUGCCUCUGAAGAGCGCUGCUGCCCAGAACCUAGUAAACGGAUUCCCUCCUGGAGUGGCCGUCCCAUCUGGAUGGAAAAGAUGGUGCUUUGCAGAGUGAAGGUUCCACACACCUUUGCUGUUCAUUCUUAUACUCGUCCUACCAUCUGCCAGUAUUGCAAAAGGCUGCUGAAGGGCCUUUUCCGCCAAGGAAUGCAGUGUAAAGAUUGCAGAUUCAAUUGUCACAAACGUUGUGCAUCUAAAGUGCCUAAAGACUGUCUUGGGGAGGUGAUUUUCAAUGGAGAACCUGCUAGCCCAGGCCAGGAUUUGGACAUGCCAAUGGAAGUUGAUAGCAGUGAAAUGAACAGUGAUGGUAGUCGGGGUCUGGAUGAUGUUGAAGAGCCCUCUCCUCCAGAAGACAAAAUGUUCUUUAUGGACCCAUCUGACCUUGAUGCAGACAAAGAUGAAGAAGCUGUCAAAACUAUCAGUCCUUCAACAAGCAAUAAUAUUCCACUCAUGAGGGUUGUGCAGUCCAUCAAGCAUACAAAGAGGAAGAGCAGUACAAUGGUGAAGGAAGGUUGGAUGGUCCACUAUACUAGCAGAGACAAUCUGAGAAAAAGACAUUACUGGAGACUGGACAGCAAAUGCCUCACACUGUUUCAAAAUGAAUCUGGAACAAAAUAUUACAAGGAGAUUCCACUUUCAGAAAUUCUCCAGGUGACUCAGCCUCGAGAUUUUUCAAACAUGGUGCAGGGCAGCAACCCAUACUGUUUUGAGAUCAUCACUGACACGAUGGUGUACUUUGUUGGAGAAAACAAUGGCAGCAGCCAUCACAGUCCUGUUCUUGCUUCCACCGGAGUUGGACUUGACGUAGCUCAGGGCUGGGAGAAAGCCAUUCGUCAGGCUUUGAUGCCAGUCACUCCUCAAGCUAGCGUUUGUACUGCUGCAGGACAAGGAAAAGAUCACAAGGAGUUAUCUCUAAGCAUCUCUGUUUCAAAUUGCCAAGUCCAGGAGAAUGUGGAUAUCAGCUCUGUGUACCAGAUAUUUGCUGAUGAAGUUCUGGGUUCCGGUCAGUUUGGCAUCGUAUAUGGAGGAAAACAUAGGAAGACUGGAAGGGAUGUGGCUAUCAAAGUCAUCGACAAGAUGAGGUUUCCAACUAAACAGGAAAGUCAGCUUCGUAAUGAAGUGGCCAUUCUCCAGAAUUUGCACCACCCUGGGAUUGUAAACCUGGAAUGUAUGUUUGAAACCCCAGAACGGGUCUUUGUUGUGAUGGAGAAGCUACAUGGUGAUAUGCUAGAGAUGAUUCUUUCCAGUGAGAAAAGUCGGCUGCCAGAACGUAUAACUAAGUUCAUGGUCACGCAGAUACUUGUUGCUUUGAGGAAUUUACAUUUCAAGAAUAUUGUGCACUGUGAUUUAAAACCAGAAAAUGUACUACUAGCAUCAGCAGAGCCAUUCCCUCAAGUGAAGCUCUGUGAUUUUGGCUUUGCACGUAUCAUUGGUGAAAAAUCUUUCAGGCGCUCUGUGGUGGGGACACCUGCUUAUCUUGCCCCUGAAGUGCUUAGAAGUAAAGGUUACAACCGCUCUCUAGACAUGUGGUCAGUAGGAGUUAUUGUCUAUGUGAGCCUUAGUGGUACAUUCCCAUUUAAUGAAGAUGAGGAUAUAAAUGAUCAGAUUCAAAAUGCAGCAUUUAUGUACCCGCCAAAUCCCUGGAAGGAAAUUUCUAGUGAAGCCAUUGAUUUAAUAAAUAAUUUGCUUCAAGUGAAGAUGAGAAAACGUUUCAGUGUUGACAAGUCUCUUAGUCACCCAUGGUUACAGGAUUAUCAGACUUGGCUUGACCUCAGAGAAUUUGAAACACGCAUUGGAGAGCGUUACAUUACCCAUGAGAGCGAUGAUGCACGCUGGAAAGAACAUGCUUAUGAACACAACCUUGAGUACCCCCAGCAUUUUAUUAUGGCUCCUAAUCCAGAUGACAUGGAAGAAGACCCUUGAUUUAUUCGUUAUGUGAAAUUGCAGCAAAGAAGGGCACUCCAGACAAACUGAAGAUAAGUUUUGGAACAGCUCCUUUUGAGUGCUGUUCACAUAAUUCAGUAUACAAAACUACAGAGGAUACUGCAUUGGCAUGGGGAUAGACUCUCUGUCAUCUGGCAAGCUCUUCUCCAUCUCUGACUUAAACUAUGAAUAGUUAUUGGACAGUGGGAUAAGCCCUGUUGGAUAACAUUUCACCAAGCUGUAUGGCUACAAAGCCAUCACUGAGGUGUAAUGUGUACAGACUGAAUGCUUUGUGUGAGUUUUUCAAGUGUGGGGUUUUUUUUUUUUUGUAGUCUACGCAAUAAGAAUUUUGUAAUGGUUUCCUAAUCCCUAUUUACUAGGCCAUAGAGAACUGUUUUCUGUUAUUUAGAUACAUCUCCUGUUUACUAGGCUGUGCAUUGUGGAAAAAGAUUGUAAAAGGAAAUCAAUGCAGAAUACCUUGAUUAAUAGCAAAGCAUGGUGGCUUAGGAUUGAAUAUGGCUUCACAGAUGAAAGAAUAAUUUGCUGCUGUUGAGACGGUUAAAUGUGUCUGUCUUUGCCCUAACUGAACUUUCUUCCAGAUACCUGAGGAAAGAAAACCCCACAUCUUCUUACAUUCCUCUUGAAAUGCUGGCUGACAAUCUAAAGAGAUGACAAUCAAAGCUGUGCUAGUCCUUUAUUUUGUCUUUUAAAAUAGAGCAAUAACCCAUGAUACAAUGUGUUGCUGUGCAAGGCUGGCACAUGUAUACACCAAAGGCAUUUUGCCUUAAAACUGCCCAAGUAAUGCACAGAGAGCACACAAGACUUGAUGUUGCAUAUCCUUCCAGUCUGAAAUAAUUGUUUCUAGCAGAAGGAUGUGGAAAAAAAUAGGGGAAAGUACAUGCAGCUUUCUCUUGUUGUUUUGAAUAAUUAACUUUUAAGUUUAAAAAAAUUUUUUUAAGGUUCCCUGGACUUAUGUCAGGAGUAGUUUGUACCCUGCUAGCUUCUGUCUUCACUCCUAAUUUUUGAGCAGUUACAAUGGCUAUUAAAUCACCAAUUGCACCAGGGCAGCUGGACUGUAGGAGAAAAGGCCUUUGCCUUCCAACUUUAACCUGCAGCCCCUCCUGCCCUCUUUUCUGUGCUCAGGAUUGUUGUUUAUGAGCUGAAUGAAAAAUCCAAAACCAACUCAUAAUUCAGGUUUUUUUUGCAGACAUCUCAGUUGAUAUAUUCCCAACCACUUAUUGGACUUGUGGCACAACAGAGUAGAAGCAGCAAUUUCCUUUGGAAAUGAUUCUCUCAGAGGACAGCCUAUCAGUUAAAAGUAUGUGGUAUUUCAAGGAAGUUUGAGGCCUUCUAUGCUAAAUGCAGAUGGAAGUAAAAGGAAGGAUUUUUUUUCCUCUCAUAUUUAAAAAAAAAAAAAAAAAAAGGAAAAAGUGGUCUUUCUGUUUUUGUGGGGUAGCAGCUUUGUGCUGCUGGGAGGUGCUGGAUGACUGUACAUAUCCCUGAUGUGGUGCCAGGCUUAACCGGAGCUUGGCUCGAAAUACCUUAUUUAGUACUGAUACAGGCUUGAGCUGCAAAGGCAGUGGGAGCCUUUGGGGUGUAGCUCCUCUCUCCUACAAUUUUUUUUUUUUUUUUUUUUUUUUUUUACUGCUGUUGAGGUAAUGAAGUAGUCCAUCAGACUCUGUUUCUAAGCUGUUAGAUAUUCAUAAAAUUUUACACGGUUGUCUCAAGGCUGGCAGCUGCUUUCAGUUGCACAGUGAGCUGGCAGUGCAGUCGGUGGGAGCUGCAGAGGUGUGUACCUAAGGGCAAGUCUGGGCCUUUAACCUACCUUUUCCUUUCCUGUUGCCUUUAAUCUAACUGCUGCUGCAUUUUGUAGGUAUCUAAGUUGUUAUAAAUUGAACAUGCAGGGCUGGAAUCUGCACAAACCUUUCAGUGCAAUCUGUAUGACAAGUUUUCUACAGUCACCAGUGGGCAGAGCAUUCCAGCCCUUCCUACCCUCCUGCAUCCUCUCUCCUAGCACUUUUUUUUCUCAGGUUUGUGCAGGGGACUUGCCUGACAGCAGUCCAUGCCACUCCUGCACCAAGGGUCAUUCUCUCCUUUUCAUGCUGUCAAAACAGUGUAAAGGAAUUUAAAAGGGGCAGAAUUUGUCCCUUAACCUUGCCAUCCUGUUAAGGCAAGGUUUCAGGAUUGAUUCUUCUCUGAGAGAGGCACUAUUUUUGUAACUUUAGAACCAGAAUGAUCACCUCUGAAAUUGGUGGGCUAGUUGGUAUUUGCCCAGGUCUGGUAAGGGAAGCAGCACUUUUUUUCUAACUUCCACCAAUCAAGUGACCAAACUUCAGUGAAGCCAUUGCUAUCUUCCAUCACAACUGUAAUAAUGUAGAUAACGUUCUGCUUUUAAUCUUCACAUUAUUUACUGAAGCUGUCAUUUCAGGUUUUCCUGCUUUUCUUUAAGGGAAAAAAACAGCUGUUUGAAAAGCACAACAGGGAUAAAGGAGGGGAAAGAUGGGACAACAGUGAAGUAAAAGGCUGGUCUGGAGUCUGCCCCCUGAAGUCUGCUCUGCUCUAGAAAAUUAAACCAUGAGCUAUUUAUUGUUCUCAAGUUCUAUUAAAAAAAAAAAGAAAAAAAAAAAGCUUUUGGGAGUAGAUUGCCUGACAAUAUAUGCAGACUUAUGGGGCCAGACGAUAGAAGCCACAAGCUAGUAGUUGAGGAACCAAAAAAUCAGACACAUAUUAGAAAGAAACUUACUUCAUUGAGUAGUAAAAAUAGCUGACUUUUUUAUUCCUUUUUCUACAUUUACUGCAAACUUUGACAGCAGUAAGAUGCAUUGUUUAAUAUCCCUACCCCUAGAUGAAUUAAGUCACAUUCAUUCAAGAAAUAGUGCUAUGAUGAUGCUAGGAAAAAAGCUCAUGUAAAAUUUAUAGCCUCAAAAGGACACUGUCAAGUACUUUUAUAUUUUUAUACAUCCCAGUGUUUGUAAAUAUCCUCUGAUAAGCUUGAAAAUAAAAUUUAUUUCCCUA
This is a messenger RNA of Dromaius novaehollandiae (emu), 6956 nucleotides long. It is a transcript of the gene PRKD3, whose product is annotated as protein kinase D3. The record is from RefSeq and is a predicted model, not a curated record. Gene Ontology annotation, molecular function: protein serine/threonine kinase activity; ATP binding. NCBI's taxonomy places the organism in Eukaryota, Metazoa, Chordata, Aves, Casuariiformes, Dromaiidae. The coding region runs from base 1269 to 3941 and encodes 890 amino acids. Gene Ontology annotation, biological process: protein phosphorylation. The transcript has 21 exons.